This is a messenger RNA of Ipomoea nil (Japanese morning glory), 537 nucleotides long. Its product is annotated as lysM domain receptor-like kinase 4. The record is from RefSeq and is a predicted model, not a curated record. Lineage: Eukaryota; Viridiplantae; Streptophyta; Magnoliopsida; Solanales; Convolvulaceae. Bases 1 to 537 code for a protein of 178 amino acids. The transcript has 3 exons. Gene Ontology annotation, molecular function: protein kinase activity; ATP binding. Gene Ontology annotation, biological process: protein phosphorylation.
AUGGGCUGCUGUGAUAAACGCAACUCCUCACCAAACUGUCGCGUUAUCCUGCAUGGUGAACUUGCGGAGCAGGAUGGAGCCGCCGAUGCCGCCCAACUGUCUAGGGAGCUUGGCCUGCGGAGCCGACGUUCACUGCGAGGAGGCAAAAGAUGCCGCACCACCACAAAGCAACGAUGCAACAGUGCCAAAAGGCCGCAACGCUUCAUGUCCACGUCUCGUCUAAUGCUAUUGGCUGGCUCCAGAAUUGAUCACUCACUUGGUAACUACAAGGUUUCAAGUUUAAUUCUCAAUGAGAGUAAUGAAUUCAAAGCUCUAGUUUAUGAGUUUGUGGAAAAUGGGGAUUUCGAUACAUGGUUGUAUACACAUUCAGCUAAUGCAAGGACAAAUGUUCUAAGUGUUCUUCUUAGGUUAAACAUUGCAAUCGAUGUAGCUUCUACGUUGCAUUAUCUCCAUGAUGAUUGUGAACUAGCAGUUGUUCAUUGUGAUCUAAAACCAAAUAACAUUCUGCUUGACAAAGAAUUAACUGCUCAUGUUUGA